UGGACAUGGUGUAUGGAUGACCUGCGCCUAAUACCUCUUGCUGGAAAUCAAGCAAGUCUGUGAGAGGCAAAGAGCAUCUCCAUGCGGCCUAUAUCUUUCCAAAUGAAGGCAAGAUUGCCUAUGCUGAUUAGCGUGUCGGGAUGCUCCUCUCCUAGCAACCUCGAACUCGUCUCCAUCACUGGCAGAAACAGCAACUCGGCCUCCUUCCUACCGGCCUUGGUUCCGGUACGUCGACGCCAGGUUGCCUCAGUACGUUUUCAGGAACCUAUCUAGGACUAGUAGACAUUGCCUCGAGCCAGUGAAGAUACUUCUCGCAUAGAAAGGUAUCGAUUGAUCCACCAUCCUGGAGAUCCCUGUUCACAUUCUUGGGGUUACAUUUACGCAGAUGGUCGAUCCAGUAAACACACGAGUACCGUACUGCGGCU
Molecule: messenger RNA, 425 nt
Organism: Canariomyces notabilis
Lineage: Eukaryota; Fungi; Ascomycota; Sordariomycetes; Sordariales; Chaetomiaceae
Exons: 2
Coding region: 103-273 (56 amino acids)
Source: RefSeq, a predicted model, not a curated record